CCGAGAACUUGCUUGGUUAUACUCAUUAUCCUAUACUAUUAUCUCUCCCGUGCUCCCAGCUGUAGAAGACAAGAUUCAGCAAGACUCUCACAUUCACAUGUGACUCUCGGACUUUACACACCAAACAGACGCAAUCCCAACCUCCGCGCACAAGAGUAUCUGAUUCCGGCUUGUCCUUCACCCCCCGCCCCCACCCCCCCCAACCCCCAAACCCCACAAAACGGAGAGAACAAAAGACGAACGGAACUCAAGGAGACCGGGAAAAUAAAACCAGAAAACCAGAAAAAUAGGAUGGACGCAGCAUCCCAAGGCGAUACCGCCUGCAGUCAAUCCGACUACCCCCGCGCCCUCGUUCACUACACUACCGCCCUCCUCGCUUCGCCUCGUGCUCCAGCCUACUACAUCAAACGCUCUACCGCUUUCUCGCGCUUGAAACCUGCCGACUCGCUGGCCGCGCUACGUGAUGCUGAAAUCGCAGUGAUCCUGGCUCGGGAGCGCGGCAAGCGGGAGCUGAUACUUGCGGCGCAGAUGAGGCGCGGGGUGGCUCUUUUUCAGCUCGGACGGUUCGGGGAUGCAGACUUUGUCUUUAGGCUGAUUGAAGAGAAGCUGAACGGUCAAUAUAAGGGAAGCGCUUCUAUGGGGGCGAAGCCGACGGAAAUGGAGGAGAAGGUAAUGAGCGCCAUGGCGGUGGGUAAUAAGUCGGGUGGUGCGAAGCAUGGCUUCGAGCAGGAAUUACCGAUCUGGUUGCUCAAGGUGAGGGGUCGAUUGGAGAAGCUGGCUCGGGAGGGUUCGGUGGAUGAAACAGUUGUCGGGGUGAAUGUGGGAGAGGUGCCGGAGGGAGUGCUUGUACCCGGCGAAGGGGAUCUGAGACGGCAGUUGGAGAGGUUGAAAGGAGGGAAGGGCGUGGAGCAGCAAGGUGUCGCUGCUGGCAAUGAUAGAAAGAGUGCCGGCUCGGAGGAGACGGCCGCAAAAAAGACGCUCGCUGCUGCUCAUUCUUCGCCUGCUGCUGCGGUUACGACCACUGCACCCGGAAAGGUCCGCCAUGAGUGGUAUCAAUCGCAGGAUCAGGUGGUAGUCACCCUCUAUAUCAAAGGCAUCCCCAAGGAUCAACUUGACGUGGACCUGAAAAGCGAAUCGGCCUCUUUGCAGUUCCCUCUUCCCUCCGGUGCUCACUAUGACUUUACUCUCGACCCUCUCUUCGCUCCUAUUGAACCUUUUAACUCCAAGGCGACCGUAAUGUCCACGAAGAUUGAACUUACCCUCCGCAAACGAAUUCCCGGCCAGAAAUGGAGUGCUCUCGAGUCCACCUCAUGUACUGUCAAGCUUGCUGAUCGUCAUGCUGCGACAGCUGCCCCCACCCCCUCAAAACUCGGCGCCAAUACUACAAUUGCACCUGGCCCUGUAUACCCAACUUCCUCCCGCCACGGUGCCAAAGACUGGGAUAAGCUCGCCUCCACCUUGACCGCCAAGACUUCCCAAAAGUCCGAUGCUAAGAACAAAUUGGCGGAGGAUGAUGGCGACGACGAAGGGAAUGAUUCCGAUGGCGCCGACGCUGUGGACUCGUUUUUCAAGAAAUUGUACGCUAAUGCUGACCCCGAUACCCGGCGCGCUAUGAUGAAGAGUUACGUCGAGAGUCAAGGAACAUCGCUGAGUACAAAUUGGGAGGAAGUUCGUCGGGGACCAGUGAAUGUGAGGCCGCCUAGCGAGUAGUUGGAGGGGGCGAUGAUCUCUUGACUAGUCCCCCCUCGAUUGAUCCUCCUCAGAGCCAUUUAAGGGAAUCUAGAAAUUAAUUUGAUGUCAAACAAUGUUAU
This is a messenger RNA of Aspergillus saccharolyticus JOP 1030-1, 1811 nucleotides long. Its product is annotated as co-chaperone SGT1. The record is from RefSeq and is a predicted model, not a curated record. Gene Ontology annotation, molecular function: protein-folding chaperone binding. Gene Ontology annotation, biological process: protein stabilization. Lineage: Eukaryota; Fungi; Ascomycota; Eurotiomycetes; Eurotiales; Aspergillaceae. The transcript is spliced from 2 exons. The coding region runs from base 292 to 1710 and encodes 472 amino acids.